Molecule: messenger RNA, 1035 nt
Organism: Fonsecaea multimorphosa CBS 102226
Lineage: Eukaryota; Fungi; Ascomycota; Eurotiomycetes; Chaetothyriales; Herpotrichiellaceae
Exons: 1
Coding region: 1-1035 (344 amino acids)
Source: RefSeq, a predicted model, not a curated record
AUGAACAACCCGCUACGCCCAAGCCACCUCCCCUCCAACCUCGGCGGACCAGGCGACUCGCGCCCGACGGCCUUGCAAAUCAUCGCAGACAACCACUUGGAAAACGCGCUUGGUGACAAAGUCAUGCUUGUGACGGGCUGCUCGAGCGGUCUGGGCGUCGAAACCGUCCGGGCCCUCGCGGCCACGGGGGCAAAAGUGUACGCGACGGUCCGAAACCUCUCCAAAGGCCGCGCCGCGCUGGCGGACCUCCUGGACGGUGGAAAAGGGCGGGCGCGAGUCGAGCUCCUCGAGCUCGACACGGCAGAUUUUGCGAGCGUGCGGCGUUGCGCGGCGACCUUCCUCGAGCGCGAAGAGAAGCUGCACGUCCUGGUCAACAACGCGGGCGUCAUGGCGAUUCCGCAGCGCGAGGUGACGCGGGACGGACAAGAGCUGCAGUUCCAGACGAACCACCUCGGCCACUUUUUGCUGUUCCAGCUUCUCAAGCCCGCGCUGCUUAGGGGGGGUGCGACGCCGGGUUUCCAUUCACGCGUGGUCAACGUCUCGUCCAUCGGCCACCGCGCGAGUCGAGUCAUGUUUGACGAUCUGACUUUGUCAAAACCGGGAGCUUACACUCCCUUCGGCGCGUACGGCCAGUCCAAGACGGCGAAUAUAUACAUGGCCAACGAGAUCGAACGGCGCUACGGCGGUCCCAGAGGCGUCUUGCACGCCUGGUCGCUGCACCCCGGGGGCAUCGCCACGGGUCUAGCCGUGCACGUCGACUUCUCGGCCAUCCUCGCGCUUCCCGAGGUCCAGCGCACGACCAAAUCCGUCGAGCAGGGCGCCGCCACCACGGUCCUCGCGGCCGUCGAUAAGGAGCUGGAAGGCGCCGGCGGGAAAUUUUUGGAUGAUUGUACCGUCGCUCCACAGGUUAGGGGCGAUCAGGCUGAGGUGUUGCACGCGCCGGGACAUGCUGAGUGGUGCUAUGAUGUUGGGGAGGCGAGGAGGUUGUGGAGUGUUAGUUGCCAGAUCGUGGGGGUUGAGGAUGAUGAUGAGUGA